Molecule: messenger RNA, 456 nt
Organism: Entamoeba invadens IP1
Lineage: Eukaryota; Evosea; Mastigamoebida; Endamoebidae
Product: calmodulin, putative
Exons: 1
Coding region: 1-456 (151 amino acids)
Cellular component (GO): cytoplasm
Molecular function (GO): calcium ion binding
Source: RefSeq, a predicted model, not a curated record
AUGGAACUAAGAAACCCAAUGUCGUGUUUCACGGAAGAGCAAAAGAAGCGAUUUUUAAAUGCAUUUAAGCAGUUUGACAAAGACAAAGAUAAUUUCAUCACUUUCCAGGAGAUGGCUGGUGCGAUUCGUUCGAUAGGACUGAAUUUGGAUGAGAACGAGGCUGCGGAGAUGUCUAAAGCACACAAUGUAGACAAAAUCGACCAAUCCUUAUUUCUCCAAAUAGCAGCACAGAAGCUCCAAGACCCGGACACGGAAGCUGAGAUUCAAAAGGCUUUCGAGACGUUUUUUGGUGUUGGGAAGACAACUGUUCCAGUUGAUGAGUUCAAAAAGAUGAUGAUGGAUUUUGGUGAGAAAAUAUCUGCGGACGAGGCGGACGAGUUAAUCAAAGACAUCAACCCUAAGGAUGGCAUGAUUGAUAUAAGCGCGUUUGUCAAAGGUGUGUUUGCCCAGAACUAA